AAGAGCUGAGAGUAUUUAAAGAAAGAGUUGAGAGAAUAUAAUGAAGAGGAAGACUGACAGAAAGAGAAGAUGGCUGAUAAGUGUCACUUGUGUCUGCUGGGACUGAUCUUUCUCUCUUCACUUCUCACAGGUCUCAGUGGAGUGGAUGAUGCUCAUCUGUUCAUCAGUUCUGGUGAAGAUGUCCGUCUGCCCUGUAAUAAUGCUCUUCAUGACUGUAAAUCAACUUCAUGGAUCUAUAACAGAUUCAGACAUACAGAGACAGUUGAACUGAUCACUGGAGGGAGAAAGAAGACAGACACAGAGAGACAUGAGAGACUGAGUCUGGAGUCUGACUGCUCUCUGAACAUCAAGAGCGUCACAGAAGAAGAUUAUGGACUUUACUUCUGCAGACAAUAUGUGAAUAAUCAACACCAGGGAACUGAUGCUCGUGUUUAUCUGCAUGUUCUUCAUGUCUCUUCAUCACCGUCACAGACUGAGAUCAGUGCAGGUCUCUCUGUGACUCUCUUCUGUCAGUUGUAUUCAUCAUCUGCUCGAGUCUCUUGUGAUGAUGGGAUCCGUUCUGAGGGAAUUGAUCUGUUCUGGGUGAAUCAGGCUGGUGUUAAACUGAUGAGAUCAGACUCCAGAUAUCAGAUAUCAGCUCCAGGUCACUGUAUCAUCUCUCUGAAGACAACAAUCCUGAAUGAAGAUCACAACAGAGAGUGGAGAUGUAAUAUUACUCACAGAGAUCAACUCCAGACCUCAGUCUCAUACACUGUCAAGAUCUCAGGUGUUUCAGGUCUCAGUGGAGUGGAUGAUGCUCAUGUGUUCAUCAGUUCUGGUGAAGAUGUCCGUCUGCCCUGUAAUAAUGCUCUUCCUGACUGUAACUCAACUACAUGGAACUAUAACAGAUUCAGUUAUUCAUCAGCAGUUGAACUGUUCGCUGGAGGGAGAAAGAAGAAACACAUAGAGAGACAUGAGAGACUGAGUCUGGAGUCUGACUGCUCUCUGAACAUCAAGAGCGUCACAAAAGAAGAUUGUGGAUCUUACAUCUGCAGACAAUAUGUGAAUGGACAACAACAAGGAACUGAUGCUCGUGUUUAUCUGCAUGUUCUUCAUGUCUCUUCAUCAACGUCACAGACUGAGAUCAGUGCAGGUCUCUCUCUGACUCUCUUCUGUCAGUUGUAUUCAUAUUCAUCAUAUGCUCGAAUCUCUUGUGGUGAUUGGAUCCGUUCUGGGGGAAUUUAUCUGUUCUGGGUGAAUCAGGCUGGUGUUAAACUGACAAACUCAGACUCCAGAUAUCAGAUAUCAGCUCCAGAUCACUGUUACAUCUCUCUGAAGACAACAAUCCUGAAUGAAGAUGAAAUCAGAGAGUGGAGAUGUGGAGGUAAUCACAGAGAUCAACUCAAGACCUCAGUCUCAUACACUGUCAAGAUCUCAGAUCAAGCUGAUUUAACGACAGCAGUCACAAACUCUCAGCAUCGCUCAACUACAAACACAGAUGACACUGAAGAUCAAACUGAUUUAACUCAUUCAUCACUGAUUCCAGUCUACAGCACAAACUCUCAGCAUCGCACAACUACAAACACACACGAAACUGAAGAUCAAACUAAAACAGGAACAGCAUUGACUCCAGCAGAAACGUCUACACAAGUGAUUGUGAUUGUGAUUGUUGUCGGUGUUUCGGUCGUUCUUCUUCUUCCUGCUCUGAUUCUUUGGCUGAUUCGUAAAAAAAGAGCCGAUGUCAGAAGAGAGACUGAUGACUCUGUGGAGAAGACAGAUGAUGUGACUUAUACUGAAGUUACUGUGUGCAGAAAAAACAGAGCCAAGAAGAACAAGGUUCGCUGUGAUGAUAAAGUGACUUACGCUUCCAUCAGAGGAACAAAAGCUGGAGCUCAGGAAAACUGCAGUCAACUUUAUGCCUCUGUGAACAAGAACCAUCACAAAUCAGACAAAUAAUUAUACAGAAACCACACGACUAGAGGAGUAUGAACCGUGACUCGUGAUGAUUUCAUUCAGUGCCAUUAUAAUAAUAUCACAUGUUGAGAAACCAGCUCUGAUUUAUUAAUAGUUAUUGCUGAUUCUGGGCAGAUUAUUGUGUUAUUAGGGAUCCGGAGAGCACCAGGGAUCCAGAUUUAGUCAUAUGAAAGUCUAUAUCUAGAUCAUUGUCAUCCAAUCCAAUUUAGCUUUAAAAAAUCAUCAGAAAGUGAGAUGAUUACCUGAUCCUGGAUAUAAUUAACAUCUAAUCUAAUUAACAGCUAAUUAACUGUCAGCUUGCACUAAUUAUGAGAACAGCAAAGCUACAUGAUGAUGUAAGUGUUUAUCACAAUGAGACAGUAAUGAUAAUCCAAGCUGUCCUCCAACAGAUACGCUUGUAUGGGUCGUUUGUCCAAAUCCCUGAAAUACGACCCAUCAGAGCGUAUACUACAAUUGCGCCCCUAUCGGCAAAAGGUCAUUUUCAUAUUAAUGAUUUGUACUCUUUUAUUUGCACUGUGAUUUG
Molecule: messenger RNA, 2476 nt
Organism: Carassius auratus (goldfish)
Lineage: Eukaryota; Metazoa; Chordata; Actinopteri; Cypriniformes; Cyprinidae
Exons: 12
Coding region: 70-1935 (621 amino acids)
Biological process (GO): interleukin-15-mediated signaling pathway; positive regulation of ERK1 and ERK2 cascade; T cell activation
Cellular component (GO): membrane raft; external side of plasma membrane
Molecular function (GO): MHC class II protein binding; protein tyrosine kinase binding
Source: RefSeq, a predicted model, not a curated record